Colletotrichum graminicola M1.001 is the source of this 2907-nucleotide messenger RNA. RefSeq names its product protein-tyrosine phosphatase. The coding region runs from base 1 to 2907 and encodes 968 amino acids. Lineage: Eukaryota; Fungi; Ascomycota; Sordariomycetes; Glomerellales; Glomerellaceae. Gene Ontology annotation, molecular function: protein tyrosine phosphatase activity. The transcript has 2 exons. The record is from RefSeq and is a predicted model, not a curated record. Gene Ontology annotation, biological process: protein dephosphorylation.
AUGCUCGACAAGAGGAGCAACGACGGGGCUACAUCCGUCCACUACGCCAUGAAGGCUCCGCAUUCGGCUCCUAGGCCCUCGCCCGGCCCGCGAUCUUCCCAUAGCCAUACGCAUUCGCAGUCCAAACUCGCAGUCCCUGCCGCAAAGAGCCCCAAGCCCUCCACGCCUGUUGCGUCUCCUUGGAUGCCCUAUUCCGUUGGCCAGUCAAUGCCUCCCCAGAAGCUGUCCCCCGCGAGACAGUCGGAAGCGAGAGCCUCGAGCCCAAACUACUUCGGACUCAUUGUAGAACAGUCGGCCGACCCGAGAGAUUCCUCCGCCAUGCCUCGAGACAACUGGAGCUCCCCGACCUCGUCCGUCAAGUCGUUUGGCGCCGCGAUGCCCAAGCAGGUUCCUAUCGAUGCUAACCCCGACUAUGAGGCUUUCAAGCGCCAGGCCGAUCUCAAUCGCGGCAUAGGCUUCAGCCUUUCCUCUUCUCACUUCCCACAAGCGCCCCCAAAUCCCACGACGCUUCGUCCUCGCCCGGCGAGGUGGAAUACCCACGCAAGCGACAAUGCUUCAGACUUGUCGAUACCCCGAGUGGCCAAGGAGCGGCCCUUGAGUCGCAUGGAGGUCGACCAACAGAGCUCGCACGAUUCGGCCUACGUCUCGCUCGACUCGAAACGCAACUCUGAGGCCUCAAUACAACCACCUGCUAUUUUGAACCUGAACAUGCCGAGAUUUGAGUCGCCGAUGCAAUCCGAGUCACCUUUCGAACGAAGAACAACAUUAUCCAAGGUCGAGGACCGUCACCCGAGGUUAUCCAUCUCCCAGAACAAGCUUGAUAUCCCGGCGCCCAACAAUGCCAGAACAAAUCAACCGCGAGCCGAGACGAUGCCGCCGACCAUGGAGAGCGGGCCCUCCUUGAUGGCGCCUUCGCAACUCGAGGACUUGAUCGAGGCUGACGGUUCGGGGGUCGACUUGCUGCUUCUGGAUCUGAGAGUAUCGCAACAGUAUUCCCAAGCUCGUAUCAAAGGCGCGCUCAACCUUUGCAUUCCCACGACACUGUUGAAACGAGCUACAUUCAACUUGACGAAGCUGCAGAAGACGUUCCAAGACCCUGCGAUGGAAGAGCGGUUCUCAAAAUGGAAGUCGACCAAGCACCUCGUUGUCUAUGAUGCAUACUCGGCAGAGAAGCGUGACGCCGUUUCGUGCAUGAACAUGGUGAAGAAGUUUGCAAACGAGGGCUACACAGGUGGCAUGUACAUCCUGCGGGGCGGCUUCAAUGCUUUCGCUGAUGCGUAUCCCGACCUUGUGGAUGAAGGGUGCGGUCCCGUGGCGAGCGGUGGUGUCCUGGCGGCGACCAAUGCCGGAAACCGUCCUGGAAUCGCACCCGUUAUUGGUGGUGUGAUGUUGCCAAUGUCACAAAACAACGCCAACCCUUUCUUCUCCAAUAUUCGUCAAAAUAUGGACCUUGCCGACGGCGUGGGCCAGUUGGACAUCGCUCGGCCUUCGGGCUUGGAAUCGCCUACACUCCCCCGGUGGCUUAGGGAUGCUUCCAAGCCGAGUGACCACGGCAAGCAGGUGUCUGAGAAGUUUUUGGGCAUAGAAAAAGCAGAACAAGCACGGAUGAAGGCUGCUUACUCAAUGUUUGACGGAAGCGAGAAGAAUAAGAGCGCGCCGCAGCUUUGUGGCAUUGAAAAGGGUGGCAAGAACCGUUACAAGGACAUCUUGCCCUUCGAGCACGCCCGAGUGAAAUUGCAGGGCCGGCCGGACGGCGCAUGCGACUAUGUCAACGCUAGUCACAUCAAGUCACCAAGGAGCAACAAGAGAUACAUUGCCACGCAGGGCCCGCUCCCAGCAACUUUCGAGGAUUUCUGGUCCGUCAUAUGGGAACAGGACAUUCGCGUUGUUGUCAUGUUGACCGCCGAGUCGGAAGGUGGUCAGCUCAAGUGCCAUCCGUACUGGCAAGGCAGAGACUUUGGCUCAAUGAGACUGAAGCCUCUAUCAGAGAAAAAGGUCUCGUUGGAUUUUGAUAAGCAUCGUACGAACCAGGGAUCGACCGCCCCGUCUGCGGCGGCUACUGCUGAAGCCGGUCGCCGUCGUGCUAACACGACAACCACCCUGGAAGCCACGAGCGCCGGUGCCGCGCCCGCGCCGGCGCAGGGCGAGACGCCAUAUGUCGUCAUUCGCAAGUUCGCUCUGUCUCACGCCUCGCACCCUUUCGCCCCGAUGCGUGAGAUCACUCAUCUGCAUUACCCAUCUUGGCCGGAUUUCGGCGCCCCUGCUCAGCCCUCUCAUUUACUGGCUCUGGUAGAGAUGGCAAAUGUAAUGCAACGAUCAGCGAGACCCGUCGACACCUCAUCUGUAUCUGCUGUCCGAGCAUCACCCGAGCCUGGCUCUCUCGCAUGGUAUGAUGAGCCUGAGAUGGACCAAAGGGCAAGGCCGAUGCUUGUGCACUGCUCGGCAGGAUGUGGUCGAACAGGCACUUUCUGUACUGUGGACACGGUCAUCGACAUGCUGAAGCGUCAGCGACUUGCAAAGACGAACAGCAGGCCUGUCAGGAAGCGGGACUCGGAUGGCGACAUCAAGAUGAGCGGGCAGUCCGAAGAACCUUCUCCUCGCGAGAAGACUUUCGACUUGAACCCUGGCAGUCGCCGCCAAAGUGUUGAUGCGCGGCGAGGUUCGCCUGACCAGACACCGCUGGACACCACAUGGUUGGCGGACGACAGCGACACUAUGGAUCUCAUCCAAAAGACAGUGGAGGACUUCCGGAACCAAAGACUUAGCAUGGUGCAAAGCCUGCGCCAGUACGUCUUGUGCUACGAGACGAUUCUCGAAUACGUAUGGCGGGUACACGAGAGGAACUCGCCUUUGAACAAGGGCGGCAGAGCUCGAAGUGGAAGUUUACAGGUUAGAGGGGACAAAUAA